AAAGACAAAACUCCUCACGCUCAGCCUACAACCUCUGCGUCUCAUCUCCCUUCAAAGUCAAGUCAAACUCAAAGCCAGCAAAAUAGAAAGGUUCAUUUAUUUGGGCGUGCGAGUUGGUGACUGGGAGAGGCAGUUCGAGCUGCUCAUUAGACUUCUAUUGCAUUCCUUCCAUGUGGAAUUUUCUGAACAGCUGUAAUUAGAGUGUAAAGUCAUUGUUUUCUUUUCUUUGAAAAGUGCUGAAGAAUUUACUGGUAGUGAAUUUAUCACUUGAAGAAGCGGUUUGAGAAGGAAUGUGCUAAAUCGGAAAUCGUAAUGGCGUCUACCAGUGUGUUGUUCGGCGUGUUGGUCACGUUGCUGUCUUUGACGCUGGUAGCUGAGGCAUCUGUGGACAUAACCAAGGACUUUCGUUGCCGAUGCGUGUGUCCAAAAGGUCUGGACCAGACGAAGAAGCGUGCUGUGUUCAUCGAGAACGAGGCAGACCCAAGGCAGUGCGAGUGCAACAACGUCGUGCCCAAUGCCACCAUCGAGUUCUGCCUGCAGUGCAAGUGCCAAGUGGAGUCGAUCAACAGCUGGAUGAUAAAGUCAAUUAUCGUACUGAUUCUGAUCUCCUUCGCCGCUCUCAUUGGCGUUGGCAUUUGGCAAAUUGCCAUGGGUAUCUAUCAACGACGACGAGCUUCAGUGUCUGUUUCCGCACAUGACGUUAUCCUCCCGGGUGAUGAGUACAGCAUCAGCUCGGAUGAACGCGCCUUGACCCCCGUCGCCGAAGUCGAAGCCAGCCAGGACUUCGUGUUGCACAACCGUGAUUCUGGUCGCGAGGGCGCGUCUGGCUCUAGCAUCCAACGCUUUGGCCGUCGUGUUCAGGAUACCAUGCUGGGAGCGCAGCAAGAAGUACAGCGACAGCGUGAUUACGUCUACAACCGUCACGCUUUGCUCAGCUAGUGCGCCCUGUGUGUCCCUCGCAUGCACUUGUGCAUAUGAGUGCCGUAUGCGUUCUGCACACAGCCGUCACGCUCUAUUCAGCUAGUGCUGCCUGUGUGUCUCUCACGCGCACGUGUGUGUGCGUAUGCGUGUGCCUUCUGCUUGCACGUGCACACCCACAUGUGUAUGUACAUUGGCAGUGCGUUGCAGUUGAGAAAGGCCUGCUCUCGCCAUGCGCGGUGUGUUACUUAUUGCUAGCAGCAACUAUGCAUCGUAUACUGGAGCCCCGCUGUAGGGUUAAUGGUACAGGAUCAUGGUGGCCUUGACUUGCUUUUAACUUUUUAGGAUAACUGCUAUCUGAUCUGACUGGUUCUUGCGCGCGUGUGUUUGUGCGCUCGCGGUGCACGCACGCUUUUCCGAGCGCUCCUCCCGCUUCCUGUCAGAGAUGCUAUCUGUCGACUUGGAGCCAUCCUUCUCAGACUCUCUCUAGAUCUAUCUAUCUCUACGCUGGGUGAAGUACUGUUGAAUCCGGCAUUGCAUAGAGGUCGGUGGCAUCAGCACAUGUGCAUAAUUGCCAAAACGCUCGCUUUCUUUCUCUCCACGUUGUUUAGCCUUUAGGCGCUUUGAAUUAUCUAUUUAUACUCGUAGGGUUAGCUGCUUCGGUGUCUAGGGUUUUAGAUGUUUUUGGUUCUGUGUGCUGCUCGUCUUCUGCUUGAUAUGAUUGCCAAUUACCUUGGGAAUUGCCACUUCCAUUGCAAUUCCUAUUGGGACUUGGUUGUUAGCGGAGGAACUUCAUUCGGACAUGAAUGUUUUGUUGUGUGUCUCCUACGUGAGAUUACUGAUACCGUCUUUUAUUCUGUUCAAGUCAUUGUUUUGAUGACUGUGAUGGACGUUCCGAUUUUAUUUUUACUUGACUUUUAAUUUUUGACUCUGAAUUGAUCAUCUGUGUGGA
This is a messenger RNA of Sycon ciliatum, 1870 nucleotides long. RefSeq names its product proton-transporting V-type ATPase complex assembly regulator TMEM9-like. Bases 313 to 939 code for a protein of 208 amino acids. Gene Ontology annotation, cellular component: lysosomal membrane. The transcript is spliced from 5 exons. The record is from RefSeq and is a predicted model, not a curated record. Lineage: Eukaryota; Metazoa; Porifera; Calcarea; Leucosolenida; Sycettidae.